Molecule: messenger RNA, 705 nt
Organism: Limulus polyphemus (Atlantic horseshoe crab)
Lineage: Eukaryota; Metazoa; Arthropoda; Merostomata; Xiphosura; Limulidae
Product: sialidase-like
Exons: 1
Coding region: 1-705 (234 amino acids)
Source: RefSeq, a predicted model, not a curated record
AUGUUUAUUAUAAACACGGGCUACAAACGAAUUCCCAGCUCUGAUCCACUGGUUCCUAUUGACCACUACUUGAGUUCUGAUCCAUUGGUUCUUGUUGACCACUACUUGAGUUCUGAUCCACUGGUUCCUAUUGACCACUACUUGAGUUCUGAUCCAUUGGUUCCUGUUGACCACUACUUGAGUUCUGAUCCACUGGUUCCUGUUGACCACUACUUGAGUCCUGAUCCACUGGUUCCUAUUGACCACUACUUGAGUUCUGAUCCAUUGGUUCCUAUUGACCACUACUUGAGUUCUGAUCCAUUGGUUCCUGUUGACCACUACUUGAGUUCUGAUCCAUUGGUUCCUAUUGACCACUACUUGAGUUCUGAUCCAUUGGUUCCUGUUGACCACUACUUGAGUUCUGAUCCAUUGGUUCCUAUUGACCACUACUUGAGUUCUGAUCCAUUGGUUCCUGUUGACCAUUACUUGAGUUCUGAUCCAUUGGUUCCUAUUGACCACUACUUGAGUUCUGAUCCAUUGGUUCCUGUUGACCACUACUUGAGUUCUGAUCCACUGGUUCUUAUUGAAUACUGCUUGAGUUCUGAUCCACUGGUUCUUAUUGAAUACUGCUUGAGUUCUGAUCCACUGGUUCUUAUUGAAUACUGCUUGAGUUCUGAUCCACUGGUUCCUAUUGAAUACUGCUUGAAAAGUUCACUUAGAUCAUGA